Molecule: messenger RNA, 810 nt
Organism: Priceomyces carsonii
Lineage: Eukaryota; Fungi; Ascomycota; Pichiomycetes; Serinales; Debaryomycetaceae
Gene: BUD23
Product: 18S rRNA (guanine1575-N7)-methyltransferase
Exons: 1
Coding region: 1-810 (269 amino acids)
Biological process (GO): rRNA (guanine-N7)-methylation
Cellular component (GO): nucleolus
Molecular function (GO): rRNA (guanine) methyltransferase activity
Source: RefSeq, a predicted model, not a curated record
AUGUCGAGGCCAGAGCAGAUUGCGCCUCCUGAAAUAUUUUAUAAUGAUUCAGAAUCAUUCAAAUAUACGUCAUCUACAAGGGUACAACGUAUUCAGGCUGAAAUGACGCUUCGAGCCUUAGAUCUAUUAAAUUUAGAGAAAGAUGAACCGCAUUUCUUGCUUGAUGUCGGUUGUGGAUCUGGUUUGUCGGGAGAAAUAUUGACAGAAGAGGGAUAUAACUGGAUUGGCAUGGAUAUUGCACCAAGUAUGUUGGCCACUGCUCUUGACAGAGGCGUGGAGGGGGAUUUAUUCCUUAGUGAUUUAGGGAAUGGCAUACCUUUCAGGGCAGGAACAUUCGACGCUGUCAUAUCCAUAUCUGUAAUUCAGUGGUUAUGCAAUGCUGAUUCAUCUUCAUUUGAUCCUAAGAGGAGAUUGAUGAGAUUCUUCAACACUUUAUAUGCAUCAUUAAAAAGGGGGGGUAAAUUUGUUGCUCAAUUCUAUCCAAUGAAUGAUGAGCAAACCGAGUCUAUCCUAGGUGCCGCCAAAGUUGCAGGUUUUGGUGGUGGUUUAAUCAUAGAUGAUCCGGAGUCGAAAAGACAUAAAAAAUAUUAUUUGGUUUUGACAGCUGGGCAAGCAUCAAGAAACGUUAACUUGACUGGAGCUGAGAUGGAGCUAGCUUUGCCGUCCAAGAGAUUGAAUAAAAAGCUGUUGAAAAGCAUGGAAUCUAAGAAAGAGUAUAUAAAGAGAAAAAAGGAAACGAUGAGGCGGCGAGGCAAAAGAGCGGCAAACGAUUCUAGAUUUACAGGGAGGAAGAGAAAACCUCGUUUCUAG